Molecule: messenger RNA, 6330 nt
Organism: Camarhynchus parvulus
Lineage: Eukaryota; Metazoa; Chordata; Aves; Passeriformes; Thraupidae
Gene: RIOK2
Product: RIO kinase 2
Exons: 10
Coding region: 189-1856 (555 amino acids)
Biological process (GO): maturation of SSU-rRNA; protein phosphorylation
Cellular component (GO): cytosol; preribosome, small subunit precursor; nucleus
Molecular function (GO): ATP binding; protein serine/threonine kinase activity
Source: RefSeq, a predicted model, not a curated record
GCUCCCGGCUCGGUGGCCGGCGGAGCUCGGCGGGAUGCGGCGGAGCGCGGCAGCGCGCGUAGCUGCCAGGACCUGGCCAGGCGCUGCUGCGCAUGCGCGGCCCGUGCUCUUGCUCCUCGUCCGCAACAUCUUUCUCCUCAUCCUUUUCCUGAUCUUUUUCCCGUCCCUGCACCUCUGCCGCCGCUGCCAUGGGGAAGCUGAACGUGGUGAUGCUGCGGUACCUGUCCCGGGAGCACUUCAGGGUGCUGACCGCGGUGGAAAUGGGCAUGAAGAACCAUGAAAUAGUUCCUGCUAGCUUAAUUGCUUCCAUUGCCAGCCUUAAACACGGUGGCUGUAAUAAAAUUUUGAGAGAGCUGGCGAAGCACAAACUUCUGGCUUAUGAACGAACUAAAACUGUCCAGGGUUAUCGGUUAACUAAUGCAGGAUAUGAUUACCUGGCUCUGAAAACUCUCUCUUCCCGGCAAGUCAUCAGUUCUGUGGGGAACCAGAUGGGUGUUGGCAAAGAAUCAGAUAUUUAUAUUGUUGCCAAUGAAGAGGAGCAACAGUUUGCACUGAAAUUGCACCGGCUGGGGAGAACCUCCUUUCGCAACCUGAAAAACAAACGUGACUACCACAAGCACAGGCACAAAAUGUCCUGGCUGUACUUGUCCCGGAUAGCAGCAAUGAAGGAGUUUGCCUACAUGAAGGCUUUGCAUGACAGAGAAUUUCCUGUUCCAAAGCCCAUAGACUACAACAGGCAUGCAGUUGUUAUGGAACUUGUUGAUGGAUAUCCUUUGUGCCAGGUGCGCCAAAUGGAAGAUCCAGCUGCCGUCUACAGUGAAUUAAUGGACCUGAUUGUAAAACUCGCCAAUCAUGGUCUGAUCCAUGGGGAUUUCAAUGAGUUUAAUCUCAUCCUGGAUAAUAACGACCAUGCUACUUUGAUUGAUUUCCCUCAGAUGAUGUCAACAUCACAUGCAAAUGCUGAAUGGUAUUUUAACAGAGAUGUUAACUGUAUUAAGGAGUUCUUCAAGAAACGCUUCAACUAUGAGAGUGAGCUCUUCCCAGCCUUCAAAGACAUCAGGAGAGAGUAUUCUCUUGAUAAAGAGAUUGCUGCCAGUGGCUAUGCAAAGGAGAUGCAGGAAGAUGGUGAACUGCUUUACCCCACAGGUUCUGAUGAGGAUGACAAUACAGAGGUGUUAGAACUUCCAGAGGAUGCUGAGAAAGAGCUCAACUUCUUCAGCAGAAAUGAACAGAACAGUGAAGACUUCACAUGUGAAGUGGGUGAUUUCUCUGAAAGCAGAGCCUCUGACAGUGCUGCAAGCAGCAGUGAGGAAGAGGCUGAUACAGCUAAAAGCAGGGAAAAUACACAAAGACUAAAUAUGGCAGAGUUGAGUUCAGCCUUGGAAGAAGAUGAAGGACUAGCUGUGCCUUGGAAGUCCAGUGAAGGUGCAGAGAGUUCUGCAAUUACUUCUUUUAAGGGCAAAAGACUAACUGAAAAUGCUGCUGAACUGGAAGGUCAGGCAGGUCAAGGAGGGUGCUGUGAAGGUAAGGAGAAUGAAGAAGAGUGCCCAGAGCUGGUCAACUCAUCAGCUUUAAAUGAGGAAUUCAGUCAUUACAGUAAUGAGGAGUGUAUUGUUCCCAUUGCUGGGCACAGGACAAGGACUAAGAGCAUCACAUCAGUCAGAAGUGUUGGCAGCUGUUCAACCAUUCCUCCGGAACUGGUGAAACAGAAGAUAAAGCGUCAGCUGACCAAGCAGCAGAAAUCUGCUCUGAAGCAACGGCUGCAAAAAGGGGAGGCAAAUAUUUACACCAAGCAACGUCGAGAAAACAUGCACAACAUUAAGUCAAGCUUGGAUGCAGCCAAUUUCUGGGGAUAAUUUAUUAAAGCUCCUGUGAAACAUGAGGAAUGUAUACAGCUAAAAGGAUCAUGCUAAUUUACCAAAAAUCCUUUUAUGUAAAGGAGCAAUUUCUGCUAUGCAAAUCAGAUGUUCUUCUGUGAGUUAAUAGAUGUCAUUCUCAUUCCUGUGACCUUGACUGGGAGGUUGUGUUUUGUGUUUCUAGUCAAAACUGUUGACUGUAAUUUACAUUAUAUCAGUAGUACUGAUUAUGACAGGACUUUCCAGCAGUGUUUUGUCAUAACUGAGUUGUGGUGUCUUUGUUGUGCAGAGGCACAAAAAGCCUUUUUCUUCAACUGUAGAUGCACAAUUAUUUCCAUAAAUGUAAAAUGAAAAUAGUUUUUGCUAAGUUAGUGAGAGGUGACAUUACUUUAACUUUUCUUCCAAAACUUGGGGACUUAGUCAGAUGUUACAAAACCUGAUUUCAUUGGCUGAAAUAAUCAUUUAGUGCACAAUGUGCCUUGUCUGCUGGAGCUUAGAAACAUAAAUAGUAGAAAUCAUUAAAAUAUUAAUUGGCACAAGCACAUUUUGAAGUGCUGUUCUACAAAACAAUACUGAAGCACAAAAAGCCCUACUGCCAUCUGACUACUUUAUUCUAAAGGUAAAAGUAGCUUACAGUAGAUGUAAAAAGUUAAUCUUAAAAUAAUAAUGAAAUACAACUGACAGAGAUGUCUAAAAGCAGUAUUCAGCAGUCAUUUAGAAAUUUUCAGUAUUUUGCUUGGCAGUGUUCAUCCCUCAUGCGUCGCUAUCAUUUGCACAGAGUGCUAUCUCAGUGCGAUUCCAUUAAUAUUUCUGUUUUAAUCAUCAGUACUGGCAGAGCUGACCAACAGGAAUUUAGUCUUAUUUGUGUAUCCAUUCUGAUUAGUUUUGGAGUUGUUUGGUUGAGGUUUGUUGUUGUUUGUUUUUAAGAUUCAGUGUCUUCACAUGACCUGGACAGUACUCAGUAGGCAAGAAACCCCAAAACAUUAAAAAACCCUAGAAUACAAUCCCUACAGACACAGUGCUCAUUCUUGACGGCAGGAGCCCUUCACAAACGCCAGAACAUUUAUCUUCCUAGGCACCAUAAGCAGACACUGCUGCUGUUUUGCAAGAAGAAACAGGAAGUGAUGUAACUGGCAGUUUGGGGUGUUAAAUGUGAAAAUUCCAAAUUCUCAUUCUUACUGGCACUCACUGGCACUGGAUAUUUUCACCUGCGGCUCCCAGUUCCCUUCACUCUACCCAUGGCCAGGGUGCAGCAGCGGCUGAAGCCGUUCCCCGUCAGGAGCCGAGCCGUGCCCCUCCCCGGCUGCCGGCCCGCCGCCCCUUCCCGCCGGGAUGGCCGCGGGAUGUUGGGGCGGCAGUGGCUCUGGGCUGCCUGGCGGGGCCACAGCAGCCUCACCCGCUGGCGCUCCAGGAGGAGCGGGCGGCACCUCCGCCGCCGCCGCGCACCGGGAGCGCCGGGCCGGGCGCGCCGCCGGCCGGCUCUGUCCGCUCUGUCUCGGGACAGGCUCCAGGGGGGACGAGCCGCGCUCGGAGCCUGAAACUCCUCCCCUGCCUCCUUUUCCGUCCCCCGGGCGUCUCCCCACCCAGAGCCCCUUCCCUACUGCCGUACGCGCCGGGGAUCUUCGUGCGUGCCGCCGGUACAUCUUCCCUUCCCCUGCUCCUUUGGCUAAGGAGGGAUGUUUGACAAGAAAUAACUUUGGCAGUGAAUCCUCUAUUUUCUUCCUUGCUCAGAAGUUGCAUCCUCAGGCUUGUUUGCUCCGCAAUUCCUCUCAAAGAGGCAGUGUUCUAGCGAUCUCUAAUUUCUGGAGGCUCUAAAUGCAAAGAAGGGAGGGUGAGAAGUUGCAAAUGAUAGAUAGGCAUAGAUGACAGAUAUUUGUCUUUCCAUACAGUGGAAAGCAAAGUGCUAGCAGAACUCUAAAAUAGCUUUAUUUGUUACUAUACUAUUUAAUUGUAAUAUAUAUUUAGGUUAUUAGAUCAAUAUUAAAAACAUUCCUAGUACAGUUAUGACUUUUCAUGUUCUAUUGAAAAUAAAAAGAAAACCAUGCUGUUUUUAAGGAAAUACCUCCUUCACAACACUGGUUUCAAAAGCCAGUUGCUGACCUUUUUUCAGAAGUCUCUUUAUAGGGAAGAUUUUUUUGUUAUUUAACCACUGCAGAAAUCCAAAAAACCACUACCUUAAAUUAUCCACUAUCUUAUGGAGGAAUCUUUCAUGUGCCUUUUUCUAUGGCCAUAAAUCUCUGACUUCAGAGAAGCAAUUCCUUUCUAAAAACAUCCAUCUCUCUGCUGUCACAACAUGGAGCCCUGUAUCCUGCAUUUUCCUCUCUGUGCUACACUCCCUUCCGGGUAAUUCUGUCACAUUGGGGUGAGAUACAGAGGAACCUGCUCCUGUUAUCCUCACUCUACCUUUGGUGCAGCUGUGUAUUUCCAGCUGUGUAUUGUGCAUCAUCCCCCAAGCUCUGUGUUACUCUGAAACUGAAGUUUUCUUCAGGAACUUCAGGACUGACAGUAAGUGACCUUUUUGAGUGAGCUAGAAUUUUGCCUUUCAUCUGCUUCAAGACUUUUGAGUUGUGCCUCCUCUUUGCAUCUGAAAUAUUAAAACUCAUAUAUUUUGAGUUUGUUUCACCCUUCAUGCCUUGUAAAAUAAAUGACAGAAAGAAUAUAAAAGAAUAAUCCUGGUUAUUUUUUGACCUCAUUUUAGUUAAACUGAAGGAUCAUAUUUUAAUGUGACUUUUUAGAUAUCAUACUAGAUACUAGCAGAGGUAUCAUGUACCUAACGUAGCAAUCUGAAGCCCAUAAAGUUUCCUGGCUUCUGAAUAUGUGUAGAAUGCAAUAUCUACAGUAAAUUAGAAGUUUAAGGGAGGCCUCCUAGCUAAACCAACGAGACAUGAAAACAAUAAAAGGUAACAAUAGGACAGAUACUUUCUAGUAUUGAAACUGUAUCAUCAUAUCAGAAGUAUCAGAAGCUGUAGCAUGUUUUCUUUCUUGAAAAACUUUUUUUUUUUAAAUCCUGGCUGAUUGAAAGCUGGAGAUGAUGAUCAUAAAAUUAGUUCUCAGAUGGUGCAAUUUAGAAUUUAAUCUUGGCUUCACAAAGUGGAGAAUUCCUUUCAUUAUUUGACUGCUGUGAGCACAUAUGACAGGCAAACUUAGACAUGUGUGUGAAAAUAUGUUCCCUCUCCAUGUUCGAGUUGAGUAUAAUGCAUCAUAAGCAGAGUAAAGAUAUCUUUUUAUCUCCUUUUAAAAACACAGUGUGAGUAUGGCAAUAAGAAUACGUGGAUUUCGUUGUUCUUUCUGUUGUUCUUUCUGCCUGAGAAUAAUUUCACUUAAUCUAUAUUAACAUAUCUUAGCUAGUGAAAACUUUUGUAAUGUUAUUAUCUUAAAAUGUAAAGCAUUACAAUUGUUUUUUAAACUAUUUUCACACUAAACAGAUUUUCACACUAGUUAAACAGAAAUAACUUUAUUCUGUUUCAUUUUCUGAAACAGUAACUUUUAAAGGAGUAGUUUUCCUCUGCUGUAAUUGUCUGUAAUUUUUUUCUUAAUAUUAAUGGUGUUUCACCCCAAAGGUAUAAUGUUAUUCCUCAAUAGUGUUAUGCUUUUGCAAUACCCUUCUGGCUGCAUUGCCAGUCCUCUACCUGAAGUUACUUUGCUCAUUGUCUAACUCAAACCUAUAACUGACCCAAAGCCAUAGUGACUUGUGAUACAAGCCUAUUUCUAAAAUACAACACAAUAAUAACAAGUGAUAUUUUUUCAAUACUUUUUUUUAAGAUUUUGUUGGUGUUUUAAAAAUACAACUGUGUGAUGUCUUUCAUUCUGUCGCUUCUCACACUUUACACUUCCAGAAUUUAAAAAAAGAAAAAUAUAGGAGGAUGUAUAGAAUGUAUUGGGAGAGAAAGGGGUGGGAGUUGCCUCUAAAAGAAGCAAAAGAAACCUAACAUGGACACUUGUAACAAACCCAGUUUUACUGAUAUCUUGUGGAACAAUUUCUAUUUAUUUCAGCUGGAUUAACUAAGGUCUCCCAUGGAGGAAAGGAAAAGCUCCUGAAUGUGUGGGACAUGCUUUUUGCUUCAGUAUUUUAUUUUAAGUAAUAAAUGCAGGAUUUUGCAAUAGCUUGGUAAAAUCUUGGUGCAAAAUUCUAGAAAAAAAGCAAUACAGCAGUGUCAGAUAGGGUCAAGAACUCUGCAAUAAUCAGUUAAAAUAAAAAGUUGAGGAGGGAGUUACGCUGAACAGACAAAUUGGGACUGAGCACUACUAAUCUGUAAGGAAAUAUAAAAUCUUACAUUAAUAAAAAUCUAAUAUUUCUGUGUCAAACUGAUCCUGGUUGAGAAAAGUUGGGUGGAGAGUUUAAUUCCAAUAGAAGGGGAAAAGGAUAGUUGAGUUCUGUGAGUGGACAGAAGCUGCAACAAUGCUAGAAAACAUGACUGCACAGAGGGAAACCGAGCAAGACAAAAUAAAGGGUUUGUGAUGGAUCUCAGGCAGG